This is a messenger RNA of Oncorhynchus masou masou (cherry salmon), 1575 nucleotides long. RefSeq names its product exocyst complex component 4-like. Gene Ontology annotation, cellular component: synapse; growth cone membrane; exocyst. Gene Ontology annotation, biological process: chemical synaptic transmission; Golgi to plasma membrane transport; exocytosis. NCBI's taxonomy places the organism in Eukaryota, Metazoa, Chordata, Actinopteri, Salmoniformes, Salmonidae. The coding region runs from base 40 to 1575 and encodes 511 amino acids. The transcript has 10 exons. The record is from RefSeq and is a predicted model, not a curated record.
GGUAGGUUGUCAUUCUGUUUGGGUGCAGUAGCUGGAAAAAUGGCAGCUGAUACAGGGAGAUACCGGAGUGCUGUUAGCAAAAGCAAAGACCCUUCGGGCUUACUUAUCUCCGUUAUAAGGACCCUGUCCAGCAGCGAUGACAAGCAGGACAGAGAGACGGAGAAGGGCCGCCUGGAGGAGGCGUUUGAGAAGUGCGACCGGGACCUGGAUGAGCAGAUCGUCCAACACUACGCUGAGCUGACCACCGCCAUCCGCACCUACCAGAGCAUCACCGAAAGAAUCACCAGCUCCCGUAACAAGAUCAAAGGGGUGAAGGAGAACCUGCUGUCUUGUAAGAUGCUGCUCCACUGCAAGAGGGAUGAACUGAGGAAGCUGUGGAUCGAAGGUAUCGAGCACAAACACGUCCUCAACCUGCUGGACGAGAUCGAGAGUAUCAAGCAGGUCCCACAGAGACUGGAAGCCUGCAUGGCCAGCAAGCACUACCUGCACGCCACCGACAUGCUGGUGUCAGCGGUGGAGUCUCUGGAGGGCCCCCUGCUGCAGGUGGAGGGUCUGGGGGACCUGCGUCUGGAGCUCCACAGUAAGAAGCUCAACAUCCACGUGGUCCUCAUCGACGAGCUGCACCGGCACCUCUACAUCAAGUCUACCAGCCGCCUGGGGACCAAGAACAAGGACAAGAACCAGGGACGCCACGGGGGCUCUACAACCAAAGACACGUCCCCUCUGCCCCAGCUGGACGUCAGCAGCCUGUCCACCCCUCGCAAGCUGAUGGACUCCUCCCAGUUCAGCACCCCAGGGACCACCAGCAUGCGUGAGCUGCAGGCGCAUCACGAGGCCCGCGAGGACCCUGACGUGCACCCGGAGGAGAACACCCAAGAGUUCAUGGGCGUCCUCAUCAAAGGCCUGGCCAAACUCAAGAAGAUCCCUGAGGCUGUCAAGGCCAUCAUGGAGCGCCUGGAGCCUGAGCUGAAGCAGAUACUGAAGAGAUCCACUACCCAGAUAGCUGAUCACGCCUACCAGAGAGGAGAGAACCUAGCCACAGAGAGCCAGCCCAGGCUGCUGCUGGAACUGCUGGAGCUGCUGUUUGACAAGUUCAACGCGGUAGCUGCGGCCCACAGUGUGGUGCUGGCCCACCUGCAGCAGAUCGUGGUGUCCCCCAACGGAGCCCAGGAGGGCAUCAAGCUCUAUGAGCUAGCCGACGUCUCUGCUAAGAUCCAGACCGUGCUCCAGGUUCUGUUGAUGGACUACCUGGAUGUGAAGAACACUAAAAGUGCUGCCGAGCCCUCUGCCCAGCUCACCUACGCCAGCACCGGCAGCGAGUUCGCAGCCUUCUUCGCCAAGAAGAAACCCCAACGUGCCAAGCAGUCCCUCUUCAAGUUUGAGUCGUCGUCUCACGCCAUCAGCAUGAGUGCCUACCUGAGGGAACAGCGGAGAGAGCUGUACAGCAAGAGUGGAGAACUACAAGGCCUGUCGGGUCGAGGGGUGAGGAAGAGGCCUGUGACGGACAAUGAGGAUGAGCCCCGUUCUGACUGUUCUCUAAUGGAAGUCCACAGCAAAGAACACCUCUCAUUUUAG